UAGGUGACCAUCUAUUUAAAUUAUUUCAGUGCUUUUACCGGUCUCUCUCCUCAAUAGAAACAAGAAGUUCAACCAUGGCUGAUAUCUCUCUUGAUCAUGAAGCUGUCACCAAGGCUUUCUCAGGACUUGGAGUCGAUGAGAAGGCAUUGAUAUCGACUGUUGGGAGGUGGCAACAUGACCACAAAAACUCGUUUAGGAAGUCUAGUCCAAGCCAUUUUUUAGCAGAUAAUGAACGCCAAUUUGAGAAGUGGAAUGAGAAACAAGUUGAACUCAUCAAGCAUGAAGUUUUGCGAUUUAAGAGUGCUUUGGUGCUAUGGACCAUGCAUCCUUGGGAAAGAGAUGCUCGUUUGCUCAAGGAGGCUUUAACCAAGGGCCCUCAAGGUUAUAACUUGGUCAUUGAAAUUGCUUGCACAAGAUCGUCAGAAGAGCUUUUGGGAGCGAGGAAAGCUUACCAUUCCCUAUUCGACUCUUCAGUGGAGGAAGAUGUUGCAUCCCAUGCUUAUGGCCACGAACGCAAGUUUUUGGUAGCACUAGUGAGCGCCUACAGGUAUGAAGGUACUCGGGUGCAUGAUGGGACUGCUAAAUCUGAAGCUGAGGCUCUUCACCAUGCUAUCAAGAAUAUUCAUCCCGUCGAGGAUGAAGAGGUAGUGAGGAUAUUGUGUACAAGGAGCAAGCCCCAUCUCACGGCUAUCUUCAGACACUACAAGGAGUUGUUUGGCAAAGAACUGAAUGAGGAUCUUCAUGGUAAUCCGAGCUUAAAAGUAGCGCUGGAAUGCUUAGUUGUCCCUGCGGUGUACUUCAGUGAGGCUUUGGAUGCGGCACUGAGAAAAGGGGCUGAUGAGUUCACCCAAGAGGCUCUAACUCGAGUAAUUGUAUCUCAAGCUGAUGGUAAUAUGGAGGAGAUAAAAGCUGCAUACCAGAAGCGAUUUGGAAUUCCUUUGUCCCAGAAAAUCGAAGAGACUUGUCUCGGAAACUUCAAGGAGUUCUUGCUCACAUUGGUUGCUAGAGGGGAAUAAGCUUAUAAGCACAAACUGGCUUUUGGUGGAUGUUUUAAUUCUUCAAAUUUAUGUUUAUGUCUUUCUUGUAUGUACUCUUAUAUGUUUAUCUUAUUUAUAAGAGAUGAAGGAUUAUCCAUCAGAAUUGGCUACUUAUUAUUUGUAGGCAUCUACUUAAUAUUUACAUCUAUGAGAAAUGGUUAUUAUUGCUUGCUUUUGCCCA
This is a messenger RNA of Chenopodium quinoa (quinoa), 1218 nucleotides long. Its product is annotated as annexin D4-like. Gene Ontology annotation, molecular function: calcium-dependent phospholipid binding; calcium ion binding. The transcript has 6 exons. The record is from RefSeq and is a predicted model, not a curated record. The coding region runs from base 75 to 1016 and encodes 313 amino acids. Gene Ontology annotation, cellular component: cytoplasm. Lineage: Eukaryota; Viridiplantae; Streptophyta; Magnoliopsida; Caryophyllales; Amaranthaceae.